Messenger RNA from Equus quagga, 1039 nucleotides. RefSeq names its product CD226 molecule (gene CD226). Lineage: Eukaryota; Metazoa; Chordata; Mammalia; Perissodactyla; Equidae. The coding region runs from base 32 to 1039 and encodes 335 amino acids. The record is from RefSeq and is a predicted model, not a curated record. Gene Ontology annotation, biological process: positive regulation of type II interferon production; positive regulation of immunoglobulin mediated immune response; positive regulation of Fc receptor mediated stimulatory signaling pathway. Gene Ontology annotation, cellular component: external side of plasma membrane. The transcript is spliced from 6 exons.
UAUAGACCAUCUACCCAAACGGCUUCCAGAGAUGGAUUAUCUUAUUUUCCUCUUGGCUAUUCUUCAUGUAUACAAAGUUCUGUGUGAAGAGAUGUUUUGGGACACAACUGUUAAACUUGCCAAGAAUAUGACUCUAGAAUGUGUGUAUCCUUCAACGGACACCUUAACCCAGAUGGAGUGGUUCAAGGUCAAUGCAAUGGAGAAAGAGUCCCUAGUAAUUUUUAACCCUACUUACGGAGCGAUCAUAAGACAGCCUUAUGCUGAUAGGGUUUACUUUUCAAAUUCAACCGUGACUCCUAAUGAUAUGACCCUGUCCUUUCAUAAUGCCUCUGAAGCUGAUGUUGGCUUCUAUUCCUGCUUUCUUCAUACUUUCCCACAUGGACCUUGGGAAAAGGUGAUACAGGUGGUUCCACCCGAUAGUUUUGAGAUAGAUGCGCCAUCAAAUAGCCACAUACUCUCAGAACCUGGGAAAAAUGUCACACUUACCUGUCAGCUUCAAAUGAAGUGGCCGUUGCAACAAGUUACGUGGGAAAAGAUCCAGCCCCAUCAGAUUGAUCUCUUAACUACCUGCAACUUGUCCCAAGGGAAAAGUUACACUUCAAAGUUCCGAAGACAGAUCCUGAGUAACUGUAGCCAGGGAAUGAGAAGGGCCUCCAUCAUCCUGCCCCACGUCACGGCCUCUGACUCGGGACUUUACCGCUGUCGCUUCAAGGCCAGCACAGGAGAAAAUGAAACCUUCGUGAUGAAAUUGACCAUAACCGAUGGUAAAACUGAUAACCGACAUAUCCUCUUCGUGGCUGGAGGGACAGUUUUAUUGUUGCUGUUUGUUAUCCUGAUUACCACCAUCAUUGUCAUUCUUUAUAAAAGAAGGAGAAGGAGAGAGAAAAGAGUUCUAGUUAAAGAGUCGUGGGACACACAGAAUAAGGCGUCCAACAACUACAGAAGUCCCAUCUUUACCAAUCAACCUUCAGAUGACGCAAGAGAAGAUAUUUAUGUUAACUACCCAACCUUCUCUCGGAGACCAAAGACUAGAGUCUAA